Molecule: messenger RNA, 5990 nt
Organism: Gymnodraco acuticeps
Lineage: Eukaryota; Metazoa; Chordata; Actinopteri; Perciformes; Bathydraconidae
Product: zinc finger E-box-binding homeobox 1-like
Biological process (GO): anatomical structure development; regulation of transcription by RNA polymerase II
Molecular function (GO): RNA polymerase II cis-regulatory region sequence-specific DNA binding; DNA-binding transcription factor activity, RNA polymerase II-specific
Source: RefSeq, a predicted model, not a curated record
GAGGAGGGAGGAGGUGACUAGCGAGCGGCUGCGCUUCAGACUCAGCGAGAGGAUCAUGGCGGAUGGCCCCAGGUGUAAGCGCAGAAAACAGGCUAACCCGAAGAGGAGCAGCGUGACAGAAUUCAACGAUGGCGGAUUGGAGGCCAGUUCAGACUCUGAUGACGAGGACAAGCUGCACAUCGUGGAGGAGGAAGGCCAGCUGGAGACCGAGGCCCCCCCCGCUGAAGGGGCCAAAACGCACGGCGGCCAUGACUACGCCACAAAAGUAUUACCCCACAACGGCUCCCUGAACGGAGUGAAGGAGGAGUAUGUGUCCGAAGAGGAGGAGGACGACGAGGAGGAAGAGGAGGAGGAGGAGGAUGCUGAGAAGGACUCUCUAGUGGAUGAUAUCCUCCAGCAGGGAGACACCCCCGUCAUCUUUCCUGAAGCCCCCGAGGAUGAGCAGAGCCCGGCAGAGACAGGAGGCGCCGAUGAAAACGGCACCCCAGACUCCUUCUCCCAGUUGCACACUUGCCCCUACUGCUCGCGGGGCUACAAGCGCAACGCCUCGCUCAAGGAGCACAUCAAGUAUCGCCACGAGACCAGCGAGGACAACUACAGCUGCUCGCACUGCAGCUACACCUUCACCUACCGCUCGCAGCUGGAGAGGCACAUGAUCCACCACCGGGGCCCCAAGGAUCAGCGCCACGUUUCCCAGUCGACAGGUGGAACAGGAGGAACAGGUGGAACCCGCAAGUUCAAGUGUACCGAAUGUUCCAAGGCCUUCAAGUACAAGCACCACCUGAAGGAGCACCUGCGCAUUCACAGCGGUGAGAAACCUUAUGAAUGCUCCAACUGCAAGAAGCGAUUCUCCCACUCAGGCUCCUACAGCUCCCACAUCAGCAGUAAGAAGUGUGUAGGUGCAGCACCCCCCAAUGGCGUCGCUCGGACCUCGAUCAAAUCCCCCCCACCCACCACCCAGACAACACCCAUCGUAAUUGCUCCAGCGCGCAACAUUCUUAAAGAGAAGACUGAAAGCAAACCCCUCCAGGAGCAGCUGCCCAUCACCCAGAUCAAAUCUGAACCUGUGGAGUACGAGUGCAAGCCUGUGACGGCGGCAACGGCAACUUCAGUCGCUGCCAACGGGGGGGCCGGAGCAGCCGGCUCAGUUACUACCCUGCCCCCGGGGGUGGCUAUGGUCGUACCCACAGUCGGCCUCAUGUCGCCCAUCAGCAUCAAUCUGAACGACUUGCAGAAUGUGCUCAAAGUGGCGAUGGACGGGAACGUGCUCAGGCAGGUGCUGGGGACAGCUAACGGGCUGGUGACGCAGGGGAAGCAUGGAAUUGUACUCCAGCAGCCCCAGCAUCAGAUCAUCAGUCUGCCGGCCUUUGUGGAUCAUGACGGCACCACGAAGAUCAUCAUCAACUACAGCAUCAGCCCUGCAGCCGCCACCACUGCCACUACCCAGCCUGCAUCGCUUUUUGCCAAAACCAAUCCUGCUCUCCUUCCCACUAUCAUCACUGCUGCAGCCCCCACUCCCACCAGGACAGAUAGGCCUUCAACCCCAGAGGUGACCGACCUCUCCAUUGUUAAAAGAGAGCCAGAAUCAGUGGCCAUCACAGACAUGGAGACAGAGGCAGUCAAACAGACAGAAAUUACAUCAGCGAUCCGAUCAAAUCAAAGGCCAAAAGUCAGCAGCAUCAGUACAUGUUUACUCUGCGAUGACUGUCCCGACAACCUGGAGGCGUUACACCUCCUUCAGCACCGUAAAGCAGCCAAUGGAGAGGCUGUUGACUCGGCUGCUUUGGACCCCUCGUUCGCUGCUCUGCUGAGCGAGGCGGGGGUCACGCUUGAGGAGCCGCCUGUGGACGAUCUCCUCUCACUCCUCAAGACGUACUUCGCCUCUGAUGCCAACCCCAGCGACAAGGAGCUGACAAAGAUCUCAGAGUCUGUCCGUAUUCCCGUUGAUGUGGUCAGAAAGUGGUUUGUAAAGAUGAACUUUGGGAAAAAUGCGUGCAAAUAUGGAAAUAAAACCACAGCAGUUUCAACAAAGACACAAACCAUGAAUUCGAUCUCAGAGGACCAGAAUGGAGAGGCAGAGAACGACAGCUCCAAAGAAACAUCCAACCAAGCCUCAUCACAAUCUGGCAACUCUUCUCCAUCAGACUCUUCACCACUAAGCCUCAACACCGGGGACCUCGUCAUCGUUAAGAGCGAGCCAGAAGACCCAGAAGACCCAGAUGCCCCGGACUCCCAGGCCGAGCCGCUCGACCUCUCCCUCCCUAAACAUAUCGCAGCAUUAGAAACGAGCGGGACUCCUGUCAAGCUGCAGGAACAUCCUCUGAACCUGACCUGCCUGAGGAAGGAGCAGCUAGAGGGGCGGACCAUCUACAUCACCACGCCUCAGAGUGGAGGAUCUGUCAACGUCAUCACUGCCGCACAGCUGCCCACAUUAGUAGCCAUCGCCAGUCAGGGCACGAUGGGCUGUCUCAGCGCCAUCAACACCACCACAAAACGCACCAUCCUCAUCCCACAACUCACCUACACCUACGCCACUACGGCCGGCAACGCCACUGGAGCCAAGACUGUCGUGCUCAACGGCCAUAAGCUGGAAAAGAAAGUGGACAGCGGGUCGGACGGCGUCUCCACAGUGGAGGAGCAGAAUGACUCCGAUUCACUGAUGAAGAAGCGACGGCUGGAAAACGGCUUCUACCCAUGUGACCUUUGCUCCAAAGUCUUCCAGAAGGGCAGCUCCCUGCUCAGGCACAAAUAUGAACACACAGGAAAACGGCCCCAUGAGUGCAACAUCUGCGAGAAGGCCUUCAAACACAAACACCACCUGAUCGAACACUCGAGGCUGCACUCCGGGGAAAAACCCUAUCAGUGCGACAAGUGCGGGAAGCGUUUCUCUCACUCCGGAUCGUACUCCCAGCACAUGAACCACCGCUACUCCUACUGCAAGAAGGACGGUCCAGACACUGGCUCCGGCGCGGGGCCACGUAGUGUUCAGUCGGAGCUCGGCAGCCCCGGCACCGGACUGCAAUCGGACAGCCGGACCACGACCCCGCCCUCCCAACUGGACUCAGACGAGAGGGAGAGCGAGGAAGAGGAGGACGACGACGAUGAAGCCAUCUGUAUGGACGACAUCCGGGUCGUGCAGGUGGAUGACGGCGAGUGCGAGAUCUACGAGGGUAACUUUGACGAUACCGACGACGAGGAGGAGGAGGAGGAAGAGGGAGAGGAGAUUGUGGAGGGAGACAUGACAGAAGAGGAAGAGGCGGAAGGAGAGAAGACGGGCAAGGAGCUUGCGUGUGAUGUGAUGGAGAUCGAGGUCGGGGACCAUCACAUGGACGACGAAGAGAUGGAGGAAACAACCGAAGAAAAGGAGGAAGCAGCAAGUGAGGAUAUAGAGGAAAGUGCCGACUGUGAAGCAAAUACGGACAAAAGCGUCAGGGAGGGGUCAGAGAGCGCCGAACCCGCAGAUGAAGUGGUGACAGACGCCAAAUAAAGGAGAGAGAAAUGUCUUGGGGACAGCUCGAAUGCCUCGGUUACUGAAGUCGAGUUAUCUAAGACAAAACCGCAGAAAAAUCCACAAAGUCACGGCGGUUGCCUGAUCUUAACGGUCCACUACUGUGUACAAAAACCCAGGUGUGCCUGAACUUGAAAAAAGUAAAACAGUGACUUUUUUUUUCUUGUGGAAAUGAAAUAUCAGUGUUAAAAAUUGUUUAUAGAAGUACAGAUUUGAAACUCACCCAUCAACUUGUUAGACGUGUUGCUGAACAUCCCAGGUUGUUUUAUUGUUUGUUUGUUUUUCAUUUGGUCAGUGUUACUAAUCUUGUUUUUCUUUGAAAACAUUUUAACCUGUAAAGAUGAGAAAGAUUUCUAUACCUUUUUAUUGCCAAUGAAGUUUCCUAAAAUCAGUAUUUUAUUGAGUUCUACGAACAAAAACCUCUGCACUACAGUAUUCCUGGUUUACCUACGGAUACAUGCCUCAUGCAUUGUAUGCCCUUCAGUGUUAUAUACGUACACUAGCUAGCGAGAUGUUGUUUGUGUUAGUGUUAGUCUUUGCUAGCUAGCAUUACUUUUGUUUUCAGUUUGACUGUUAGCCUUAAGGAAAACAAAGUAUUAUUGGGGAGGGUUGUGGGCGGGAUGGGGAGUCUGGGAGCAGAAGGUGGCUUCCGUAUGCCAUAACCAAAUGUUUCCUAUCAGGGAAGGUGGAGUCACGACCUUAAAGCCAGCAUCAGGCGCUCAUGUUUAGCAACCCGGCGCAGCCUGAAAUGGGUGGAGUCUCCAGGUGAAGAUUGAAAGGCAGCCUCCACCUCGAUUGGCUCAGCUGUGGUUCCAAAAACACAUGCGCCCACUCUUACAGAGCUUCUCCUUAUUUCUGAGUCAGUGUUUCAGUGUUACUAGCUUAUAUAUGAAUUCAUACUGUAUGUGAAGGAACAGGGCUGUUCCCUGCUCCACCCCAAUGCCUCCAGCCUUAUGCAAGACCUGUGUGCUGUUAAAAGUGCCAUUGAACAGUGUUAUCAUUUUCUUUCCUCACACAUGUAGCCAGUAUUAUGUCCCUCUGUUACUUACACAAGACCCAUAUUGACUAAUGUUUGGCGACUUGCACAGAACAGCUGAUUUGUCACAAUUGCUAAAAUAUACUUCCUUGUGAAAUUAAUUGAAAUAUUUUAGGGACUUAAGGAGAAUUGUGGAUGACACAUGAAAACUUGGAAACAGUAUUAGGGUUUUAACUAACUUCAAGUGACAUUUAUAUUGGAUUUAUUAACACGUUAUUUUUCAUAAAGUUACAGAAAAUAGUUUAAAGAGCCCAAGAUGCAGUCUUCAGAUGUCUUGUUUUUGCCGGAAAGUAAUGUUAACAUUUAAAUAUAUUAACUUUACAGUUAUAUAAAACGACAAAAGCAGCAAAUCAUCACAUAGGACAAGCUGGAUAUCAAUCGAUGAGUUUACUAAAAUCUUAUAAUAUGUGGAAAAGUUUGAGAAAUACAGUCCAGACUGAGCUAACCUGUGGAUAUAAAAUACCUUGUAAAUUUGAUAUAAUCAGUUGAUGUUUAAAGCUUUUUUUUUAAAGAAUAUGUUAGACUUAUGUCACAAGUCAGUUUAAAUAUGUUUACAUAAAUAUACAAAACCAUUAGUGAUUAAAAUGAAGGAUUUUUAAAUUCAGCCAAACGUGUGCACUUGUUAAAAUAAGAAGGAAGAGUUAUGGCAAGCUGUCCCGCACUUCAGGUAACAAACGUUAGUGAAUGUGGCCUAUGACAAAAAGUGUUUUCAGUUGCUUUUACCGAACAGUGUUUAUAAUAUGUGUCUGUUUUAAUUUCUUUGUUUUUUCAUGUAUGUUUUUAUUUUUUUUUCAACAAUGGCAGUAUUAGAACCCUUUUCACAGAUAAAAAAAAAUGUACCCGUUUAGUUUUUAGAAAACCUUUUAUAUUUAUGUGUCUUAUUUUUAUAUUUUCUUUUAUGGUUAUUUAUUACACAUUGUAGUGUACAUUACUGUAGUUUGAAUUGAUACAAUAAUAUAUUUUAGUAUGAAAAACAAUCUCAAGACAAACAAAAAAAAAAAGCCCACAAUGUGGUUCUGGGAGCUGAAGUUUGUUCUAACAAAAAACAAAAAAACAUGAGAAAACUUGUAUUCUGUAAACAUGACUUCUGUUUUAAGCUUAAGAAAAAAGACAGGAAUGAAAUGAGAAAUAGAAACUGUUGUGCAUCCGCGCUUUGCGUCGUUCUGAAGCUACUGAAUUCUGAACUCUGUGAUUUUAAAAGCAUGAGUAGUUGCCGUUUUAAUGAAGGAUCUUGUUAUGAAGCCUCCCUUUUUAUUUCGAAAGCCAAAUUAAGAUUGUCCCGCCACAAUGUUUUUCUGUUCUGUGCCAACUUGUUCCAUUGUACUGUCGAAGGCUGCAUACCGUUUGUUCUCACCCUUUGUAAAUCCACUGUCUUUUUUGUAUUGUUUAUAUUUUAGUUUUGCUCCAUUUUUAUGACUCCCCAUCACAAUAAAAUAUAAGAAAGUA